AUGCUACAGAUUAAUUCCUCGUAUGCAGAGGAUUCAGAAUUACAGAUGAUAGGAGACUCAACGUGUGCAACAGAUCUUCUGGUUGAGGAACAGAAUAGGACUUAUUUCUGGUCGUUUUACCGAGCGGCCAUUUACAUUACUCCUGGUUAUCAAGACAAUCAUCUAGUCCUCGCAUGCCCGCUCUGUGCCGUGGCGUUCGUCCCCUUUUGGGUCGGGGAGGACAUGGAGGAAUUUUCCCUGUUAAAGAUUAACAUGUCCAGCUUGUGUAAACCAGCUCCAGUGGACCUUGAGCCCUCAGAAUCAUGUCGGGAUAACAGGGCUGGUCGACCUCUGGGCUGGAGGAUGAACCAGCAGAUCUUGACGACGGUGGCGGAGCAGAGCAGAGAAAUCAUGGAGCUGCACUGUCAACUCGGAUGUGAGAAGCUCGAUGAGAAGCCACCCAUCCUCACUGGCAGACGGCAAGCCGAUAAUACUCGUGCCAUAUUGCCCCAAAUUCUCUGUUGGCAUCUGGCAUCUAUUGUUUCUGUCGGUUGCACGGCCCGGGAUGCGGCAUUCUUUAACGUUGGCGUUUCCUUUCUGUACGUCUAUAGGCAGGCUAACGCUCAACUCCGAACAGCCACCAACCAAGUGGACGAGAUGACCACACUCAGCAAUUUCCAAGAGCAGAUACGCAGGAGAGAGGAAGAUGUUGCAGAGGCUCAGGGCCGAGAGGUCGCAGCCUCCAGAUGCCUCCAGCAGCUUCAGACGACGCUGGGACAACUUCAGACCAGGCUACAAGCUGCAUCUCAUGAGGCUGAGGUGCUUCGCAGAGAGCAGGCUGUGUGGGAGAGGAAGGUCGGGGAACUCCGGGCACAAGUCAAACAGAGUGUUCAAGCUGCUGAAGAGUCCGUCAUGCAGAAGGAUCAGGCCCUGAUGAGAGAAAAGCAAAAGACAGAAGAGCUGCUGAAGACCAGCGAAACCAUCAAACUCUUAGACCAGGUGGCAACAUCCCGGACACGGAGAGAGGUGGAUAGUGUGCGUCAACAGUGCAACGUCCAAGUCGAGCAAAUUACAGAGGAGCUGUUUGCGCUGCAGAUGGAGUGUGCAGAUAAGCAGUCUGAGAUUGAAAGGUCCCUGCAUGAGAGAAAAGCUUUAGAGAAGAAACUGGAGAAGGUGUACAAAGAGGGCAGGGCAGAGCUAGAGUUGGGGAGUAUUGAUGCCCUUCAUCAGAGGUGUCUGAAUGCCGAGAGGCUGAAGUUUGACCUCGGCCUAACGCUGCAGAGCACCCAGAACGAAAUGAAGACAAUGGAGAUGGAGUACAGCGAGGAGGUGCAGCAGCUUCGGCGUGAUCUGGCUGCGGCGCGGAAUGAGUGCGUCGGCAUCAGCGAUGAGCGGCUGCAGCUGCAGCAGGAAAAUGUGCAGCUACACAAAGAGAUGAACGAGCUCCGCAAUGCUACGAUGCUCAUCCAAAAUGAAGCCAAGCAGACGGUGUCACUGAUGGAGCAUGAAUACUUCCUGAAGGAGGUGGAGCUGAACGCGCGGCUGAGCGAUCUGGAGGAGAGCAGCCGCAUCUCCAGCGCCGAUAGCCUCCUCGCCACUCAGCAGAAAAUCAUUCAGCGAGGGAAGGAAGAGUUCCAGAACCUCAUUCAGACAUUUGAAACUAACACCGCAUGCCUUAGGUUCCUGGAUCCUCGGAUUACUCGCUCUUGAUUCUGGAAGGAAAUCUCUGGUUCGUUCCUGUUUAUCUCCUCCGCCUGCCGACCCGCUCUCCACCUCGCUCACGCUCCCUCUCCGGAUCAAUAUCCUCGCUCAUUCUCCGACUCACCCAUCAUCUUGGAUAUCACCCCGGCUCACUUCCCUUCCAUACUCCAACUCCUCUUCUGCAUAACGCUGCUUCUGGAUUCUGAAAACCGCUGGACUUCAGUGCGCCCUUAGUUCUCCUGUUAAUAAUAAAUCAUUUUACCUUUUUACCAUCA
Molecule: messenger RNA, 1955 nt
Organism: Nothobranchius furzeri (turquoise killifish)
Lineage: Eukaryota; Metazoa; Chordata; Actinopteri; Cyprinodontiformes; Nothobranchiidae
Source: RefSeq, a predicted model, not a curated record